Molecule: messenger RNA, 1575 nt
Organism: Myripristis murdjan (pinecone soldierfish)
Lineage: Eukaryota; Metazoa; Chordata; Actinopteri; Holocentriformes; Holocentridae
Exons: 2
Source: RefSeq, a predicted model, not a curated record
UCUGUAACCUACAAUAUUGCUAAGCAUGUAGCCAACAUCUUAGCUCCCUUGGUUGGUAACACACCACACCACAUUCAUAACUCAUUGGACUUUGUGAACAAAGUCAAAGGCUUAAAAAUAGAACAGGAUGAAACUAUGGUUUCAUACGAUGUAACCUCCUUAUUCACCUGCAUUCCAACCAUGGAGGCAGUGGAAACUGUGAGACAUCACCUGAAACAAGAUAACACCUUACAAGACAGAACAAACCUCAAUCCAGACCAGAUAUGCCAGUUACUGGAUUUGUGCCUCAACACCACAUAUUUCCAGUUCAACGGCAAAUUUUACAGGCAAAAGCACGGUUGCGCUAUGGGCUCUCCGGUAUCCCCUAUUGUGGCCAAUUUAUACAUGGAAUUGGUGGAACACAAGGCCAUAAACUCAUACAAAGGAACACCUCCAAGCCAUUGGUUCAGGUAUGUGGAUGACACAUGGGUGAAGAUCAAAACCCAAGAGGUACAGGCUUUUACCGACCACAUCAACUCAGUGGACAAGAACAUCAAGUUCACUAGAGAAGAUGUUAAAGACAACCACUUACCAUUUUUGGAUUGUGAUGUGCACUUUGAUGAGGAAAGGAGCCUCCACAUUGGGGUAUACAGGAAACCCACCCACACAGACCAAUACCUUCUUUUUGACUCACACCAUCCACUGGAGCACAAACUGGGGGUUAUCAGAACCUUGCAACACAGGGCAGAUAACGUACCCACCUCCACUCGGGCCCAAGCUGAGGAACACAAACACCUUAGGGGAGCCCUGAAAACUUGUGGCUAUCCGAGUUGGGCUUUUGGCAAAGCACGCCCCAGAAAGAAUAACAACCCUGAUGAUGCUGAGGAAAUGAAAGACAAAGGCAAGAACAUUGUAAUUCCGUAUGUGUCUGGGGUUUCAGAGAAACUCAGGAGGAUUUUUAACAAACAUCAAAUCCCUGCAUGUUUCAAACCCGGAAACACUCUAAGGCAGAAACUGGUUCACCCCAAAGACAGGACACCACACAAUCAGAAGAGCAACCUGAUAUAUGCCGUCCAAUGCAGUGAGGAAUGCAAGGACUUAUAUAUUGGGGAAACAAAACAACCAUUGAACAAACGCAUGGCUCAACACAGAAGGGCAAACUCCUCCGGUCCAGUCUCAGCUGUCUAUUCACAUCUAGAGGAAAAGGCACACUCCUUUGAAGACAGCAAUGUUAAGAUUUUGGACAGGGAGGAUAGAUGGUUUGAGAGAGGAGUAAAAGAGGCCAUAUAUGUGAAAGUGGAAAAACCAACCCUCAACAGGGGAGGGGGUCUGCGGCACCACCUAUCUCCAAUCUAUAAUGUUGCCCUUUCAUCGGUACCCAGGAGGUUCAACAAAUUAACCUCAGACGACUCUCAACGAUCGUCGUUCACCAGGGUUUCACCUGACUCUGACGACUGCGGGCCCAGUGGGAUUUGUGUCCAUGCCCAGAGACCAAGCCCUCAGCCUGGCUCGGCAGCAGCUGGUCGCUGCCUCACCCUGGACCCUCAGACCAGCAGGCGGCAGGGAGUGUCGCCCCACAACUUCCUGUUGGCCUAG